Molecule: messenger RNA, 201 nt
Organism: Gongylonema pulchrum
Lineage: Eukaryota; Metazoa; Nematoda; Chromadorea; Rhabditida; Gongylonematidae
Source: the annotation of a GenBank genome assembly
GGCGAUAGUGGCGGUGGCGUAAUGGCACAACUAGACGAUGGCCGCUGGGUAGCGCUUGGUAUUCAUGUAUUUAGCCACUACUGUAAGCUGUUGCCUCCCGGAAAUUAUACACCAAAGAAGCAAGGCCAUACGAGUGUUGCACUUCAUGCAGCUGAUAUUGCUCGCUUUACUGGCUUCUUCUUACCAAUGGUGCAUUUUUGA